AUGAAAACCUGGGUCUGUGAUUCGGGGCAGAAACUGGAGAUUUUCAUCCCUUUUCUGGGCAAGUACCGUCCGUCCUUGGCGCGUUGCUGCCAGACCUGCACCCCGAGGAGCUGGGACUGUUUCCACGAGGAGCAGCUCUCCUCCCUCGGCUUCUGCGACGCCAUCCGGGUGACGGAGGAGGACACACGGUUCUGGGGCUGGCUGGUUCGAAGGAUCUGUGGUUUCCUCUCCGUCUGGGGCUGGAAGGUUCCCGCUGACACCCCCAGAGACCUCCCGGCGAGGAUCUGCCACAGCAAGAGGGUACAGGAUGUCGCUACUGGCCUGUCCCCUGGCUCCGGAGGGGAUGACGAAUCCCACUGGCGGUGGAAGGAGAAAGCGCUCGAGAUCCUGGCUGAAAUCCAGGCCCCGCUCUCCCUUCUCAUGCUGAGGCUGUGCAACUGGGCUCUGCUCAGGCUCCUGAACCGCCUCUUCCUCAACGUGCAGCUCCACCGGGGGCAGCUGGAGAUGGUGCUGAGGGCUGCCACCAUCCGGGAUGGUGCCGGCCCUGACGUCCUCCUGGUCCCCGUAGGCAUCGCCUACGACGUGGUCCCCACCGGUUUGCACCAGGAAGGACGCGGUGCUCAGCCCCUCGGCCUCGGCGCCUGCCUCUGGGCAGCAUGCCGGGCCGUGUUCCGAAACCUCGGCUGCGCCCGGGGGCUUCCAGCACCUCGCUCCCUCGCAGACGGCGUCGCCUGCUCCGCCGUCAUGGCUGUGGGGAUCACAUCCGCGCUGCUGCUGCACAAGCACCGGGAGGGCGUCUUCCUCUCCCAGCUGAUGCUGGAUUUCUCCUGGCUGCUGGAGGAGACCCUGCUGCGCCAGCACGACGUGGGCUUCUCGGGGCAGCUCCGCGCCCUGGUGCAGCACAGCCUCCUCCUGCUCAGAGCCCACCUCACCCUCUACCCCCCCUCCCCCAUCGGCGACGUCCUGGUGGUCCCCAAGGCCUCGGCGGAGGCCCUGCGGGAGCUGGGCCACUACAGCGCUGCCAUCCUGCCCGUCUUCACCAGCGAGGUGGUGGGAGGUGAGGAGCCAAGCCUGGGGCAAUCGGUGACGCCGGGGGAAUCGGUGCUGCCCUUCCUGGAGGUGACUGUCAGACCCUCCAGCAUCGCGCUCAGCCAGGACGAGCUGCAACACAAGAUCCUGGAGCUGCUCCGGCUGCUGCCCCCCAACCUGCUGGGGCUCCAGCCCUGCCAGCCCCUCGACUGCCAGAGCCAGGACAUCGUGGACAAACUCCUCCUCUGUGGGCUGCUGGAGGCUGAAGAGCCGGAGAGCAAGUGCUGGCGACAGCCCUGGACGUUGAUGGACUUCAGCGACACCGACAGCGACACCCCCAGUGAGGACGAGGUCCCCAAGCGCUGCUUCAAGGUACUCGGGGUGUCCCCUGAUGUACCCUACGCAGUGGGGUGA
Egretta garzetta (little egret) is the source of this 1443-nucleotide messenger RNA. Its product is annotated as glycerol-3-phosphate acyltransferase 2, mitochondrial. Gene Ontology annotation, cellular component: mitochondrial membrane. The transcript has 12 exons. The record is from RefSeq and is a predicted model, not a curated record. Lineage: Eukaryota; Metazoa; Chordata; Aves; Pelecaniformes; Ardeidae. The coding region runs from base 1 to 1443 and encodes 480 amino acids.